AUGGGCGGCGGCGGGUCGCUGUCAAAGGCCAGAGCUAGCCACUGCAUGCUCAGUGUGAGGCGGCGGUGGCGGCCGGAGCGAUAUCGAAGCUCUCGAGGCGGAGUCGCAUCCCUGACCGUGCCCCGGAACCUUGCAGCUGCCCCCGAGUCAGAAGGCCCAGUCCGCGUACCUAGUAGUAGAGCCCAAAGAGUGAUGACGUCUGAGGACCAAGUCCAAGAAGAGACAAAAAUUCUGAAACUGAAAACAAAAAUGGCUGAUAAAGAAAAUAUCAAAAUACUUAUAGGGAGCAAAAAUAAUACACCGGUGGGAAAAGAUUAUAUUCCUUUAAAAUCUUCUAAUGAAUUAACCAAUACAACUACAGAAAUUGAAACACAUGAUUUUCAGGAUGGCACUCAGACUCUGCAGUUGUCAAUUAAAGAUGAUCCCCCAAAUCAAAAUAUAACACUAAGCCAGGCAUUUCACCUUAAAAACAAUAAGAACAAUACUAAAAAGAAGCCAAUGCCUGCAGAAAAACCAAACCAAACUGCUAACAUGCCCAAGAAACCUGUGCUUGGAGCUUAUCGUGGCCAAAUUGUUCAGUCUAAGGUUAAUUCAUUUAGAAAGCCUCUGCAAGUCAAAAAUGAGAGUUCUGCAACAACAAAGCAACUUCCAACUACUGUCUCCAAAGCCACAAAGCCUGAACCUAUAAACACCACCAAUGUAACAGUGAGAAGUAAUACAGCUUCAAAUACAACUGCUACUACUAAAUUUGAAAGUACUAAAUUUGUGAACACUAAAUCUCGGAACACACAACUUGUGCGACCUCCUAUUAGAAAUCACUACAACAAUACUUGGGACACCAUGAAACAAGGCAUCAGCCAAACCCCUGUCAGUGUUAAAAUCCGAAAAGGGCCUCAAGAAAAAGAAUUUUUGCAACCCAAAAUGGUCAAAACCAGUUCUCAGCCCGUAAAAAGAAACGGGGUGCUAUCAAGAAGCAUAGCACCUGAAAUUGUAGCCAGGCCUGCUUCAUCUUCUAAUACCAAAUUGAUACAAAAGUCAAAAACCAUUGACCAACGAAGAUAUACUAUAGCAAAAUCAACUAUUGAUAGAUCAGCUCAGCCCAAAGAAACUGCAGAAGAGAGAAAAGCUCGUCUGAGUGAGUGGAAAACUAGCAAAGGAAAAGUACUGAAAAGACCCUCUAACUCAGUAGUUACCCAGCCCAUGUCUGAAGGACAAAAUGAAAAACCUAUUGGAUCUUUUUGGACUACCAUGGCAGAAGAAGAUGAACAAAGAUUAUUUACUGAAAAAGUAAACAAGACAAUUUCUGAAUGCCUGAACCUGAUUAAUAAGGGAUGUCCAAAAGAAGAAAUAUUGGUUACACUGAAUGACCUAAUUAAAAAUAUUCCAGAUGCCAAAAAACUUGUAAAAUAUUGGAUAUGUCUUGUACGUAUUGAACCAAUCACAAGUCCUAUUGAAAAUAUUAUCUCAAUCUAUGAGAAGGCCAUUCUGGCAGGGGCUCAGCCUAUUGAAGAGAUGCGACAUGUCAUUGUGGAUAUUCUAACAAUGAAGAGUCAAGAAAAAGUUAAUUUGGGAGAAAAUAUUGAGACUUAUGCAUCCAAAGAACAAGUUCAAGAAGUCAACACUAAAGACAUAGGUGUUAAUCUAGAGCCAGAAAAACCAGAAAUUGAGAAUAAACAUCAUAGGAAUGUGGUAUUUAAAGAUUAUGAAGAAGAGCAAGAUGACAAAAUGGAAGAUCCAACCAAUGAUGUUAAAACUCCUGAUACAGAAACUAGAGCAAGUUGCUUAAUUAAAUAUAAUGUAUCUACUACACCAUACUUGCAAAGUAUAAAAAAGAAGAUGCAACUUGAUGAAUCAAAUUCUGCAUUUAAGGAGCUGAAGUUUCUAACACCAGUGAGACGUUCUCGACGUCUUCAAGACAAGACUUCUAAAUUACCAGAUAUGUUAAAAGACCAUUAUCCUUGUGUGUCUUCACUGGAACAGUUAUCAGAGCUGGGAGGUAAAACCGAUGCUUUCGUAUGCCGCCCUAAUGCAGCACUGUGCCCUAUGUACUCCGAGACUGAUACACAAAAGAAUUAAAGUUCCAAUAAGGAAUGAGGGUUUUUAUUAUCAUUGGUUUCCUUUGUUUUGUGUGACUUUCUAUUCCCUUAGAAGUCUGUAGUUGGAUAGAUAAGUAUUCAUGGCAGUGAGCUUUACUAACAUUCAUUUUAUAGGAGUUGUCCUUCUGUGCAUUAGGAAACUAAUCCUGCCUUGUCAAUCUCAACAGACUGAGUUUUUCUUUGACAUAGGUAAAAUUUUGUUAGUUUGCUUAUUGUGUUCCUUAAGUAUAAAUACGUUUUGUCAUAAUGGUAACUUGUUCACUUUACUAAGUAUAAGUACAUUAAUGAUGCAUCAUCAGGAAAUGGGGUAUUCUGCAUAAAAGUAUAUUUUUAAUGUUGACAUGUUUUAAAACUUUAUGAUGUAUCUCCCUGUCUUUAAACAGAAUACUGCCAAUUUUUUUGCCUUUAUUUAAUUUGUAUGAAAGUAAAAUAUUGGGACUGGGAAUAGAGCUCAGCGGUAUAAUGUGUGCUUGAGGCCCCUGAGUUCAAUCCCUAGCACCAAAAAAAAAAAAAAAAGGUGAAAAAUUGUAAUGUGCAGAGUGACUCCCUUCAAAUAUAAACACACACAUAAGAUUUAGGUUGCUUUUCCUCCAAAUUUGUGUUAGCCAGACUGUAGAAUGUUGUACUGUGUUGUAUCCCUUGAACUGCCUAUGGUUCUUCAUUAUUACUUUUCAUUUGUGAUAGAGUCUGCAUAUGUAGUCUGUUGGCUUCUGUCUUUUCAUUGUAACUGAGGUCAUAAAAAAGGAUAGUUUAACUAAAUACCCCAUUCCUAACCCUAUUUCUAAGAGAAGGUACUUUGUAUAAGAAAAAAGUGCCAAAUUUAGUGAAUAUUAGAAACUUUAGUCUGAGUUCCCUUUAUAGCUGGAUUAUGUAAGAAUUUUAACUUCCAUAGCUUCAUUUGAGAGUUUAUAAAUUGUAUUAGAAUGGAGUUCAGGAAGGAAAAUAUAUUUAAGAAGUGUCAUUCCAAUAUAGAUAGCAUUUCUGAAAUAAUAUUUACACUUGCUUUCUUCUCUUGAAUCAUGUCCCCUGAGACAUGACAGUUACAUGCAAUGAACAGUUUUCUUCUCCCCAUACAUGAACAGCACCAAUAAACUUGUUUUCUAAAACUCUGAACUAAUACUUAAGUGGCAUAUAUCUAGUAUCAUUCUACAGUUUCAAAUAAGUGAACUAUAAAAGAAUAGUUGAACUACAUGUGUAAUAUGAAUGUGAAGAUCACAUACUUGGUCUAAUGUUCAUGCUAUUUGCAUAAUAUCUUUGUUUUAUUUAUUGUCUUCUCAUGUUCUAGAGAGUGAAUUUUCAUUCUUUUUAAACUGUGUACCUAACAUGUAUACAAUAAAAGUAUCUGUAUAAUAAU
Messenger RNA from Sciurus carolinensis (gray squirrel), 3450 nucleotides. RefSeq names its product cytoskeleton associated protein 2 (gene Ckap2). The transcript has 8 exons. Gene Ontology annotation, biological process: negative regulation of microtubule depolymerization. Lineage: Eukaryota; Metazoa; Chordata; Mammalia; Rodentia; Sciuridae. Gene Ontology annotation, cellular component: microtubule cytoskeleton. Bases 1 to 2076 code for a protein of 691 amino acids. The record is from RefSeq and is a predicted model, not a curated record.